UCGCAAGAUCGACGUGACCAGACUGGACUUCAAGAUUGACAAGAAGUCAUAACUGGCGUUGUUGAAAAUUUGUUCUUAUCUGUUCUGGAAAGAUGGACUUCUACACGUACCCGUAAAUUAGAAUUUCGUUUCUGGAUGGCUGAAUUAGCGGAGAAGGAUGCGGCCCCUAGCUCGGCGAAAGGAAUUGAGAUAAUGGCGCUGGGGCAACAAGGAUCUUCGUCCAGCGACCCGGAGCGGUCUGCAAUCCUCAGCUCAAACGGCGGACAGGCAGCCACUCUCUACACUGGAGAUGCCCGAGCAGUGGAGGGUGCCGAGCGGCCCAUGGUGCUAGCAUGGAAGAGUAUCAAGCGCAUUGUGGGAUUCCGACAGACACCCGUUGGUCUAGAGGCGGGCAACAAGCGCGCAGUGGCGGCCCUGAUCGUUCUGUUUUUCGUGUCAGUCCUGAAUCAGGCUGAUAGAUGGGUUCUGCCCGUGGUAGCCCCGGUGGGCAUGAGGUGCUACCUGACUGGAGACUCCUGUUCAAAUGCGUCUCGCAGCGAGGCAUCGUGUGGCUGCGUGGACUUCAACACGUAUGACCAGGGCGUACUGACCGGGCCGGCGUUCUGCGCCGUGUACGUCAUCUCGGGUAUUCCACUGUCGUAUGUCGCCGACCGCAUCUCACGUACCUGGGUGCUGGCCGUGGGACUUACCUUCUGGUCCAUUAUGGUGUUUGCUACGGGCUUCGUGAAGACCACGUGGCAGCUGUACUUAACUCGCAUGGGCCUGGGAAUCGGCGAGGCGACUUGCACACCAGUUGCCUUUUCCAUGUUGUCGGACUUCUUUCCACCGCACUUGCGUGCACUGGCACUCUCUUGCUACAUGUCCGGCGUCUACUUUGGUGGAGCUACGGCUUAUGGACUGGGAGCAUUGUCUGAUCAACUUUGCUGGACAUGGCUGUUUAGAAUAUUCGGUAUUGCUGGCUUCAUCAUGCUGCCCGCUAUAUUUAUUGUGCUGAGGGAACCCGAACGUCGCCGAGACGAUAUCGUACCGAAGGAGUCGGCAGCCGACCCUGACGCUAAUUACACAUUGCUGGAAACUGCCAAGACGCUGUUCAAGUGCCCGCCAUUCAUUGCACUGUGUGUCGCAGCAUCCGUACGCAAUCUGGGUGGCUACUCGCUGGGAAGCUGGCUUGCCACCUUCUAUCGUGUUCAUUAUGACCAGAGUGCAGAGCAGUAUGGUGCUACGGUAGCCCUGGUCUCACUCUUCGGUGGCUUACUCGGAUCAAUGGGUGGCGGCUUGUUGGCAGAUAUGCUCUCUGCUAGGGGUGCCCACUGGAAGGCUUACGUCAUAGCUGUCUCUCAGGUUAUUGCGACACCCUGCAUUAUCGGUGUGUUCAUUGCACCAACCGCCACGGCGUCAUACGGCAUUCUCUUCCUGGCCUACCUGACAGCGGAGACGUGGCUGGGGUGCGCUGGAGCAGUGGUGCAGGAUAUAAUGCCACGAGCAGUACGCUGUCAGGCAUCAGCCGUGUACGUGGCUAUUAGCACGCUGAUCGGCUGUCUUGGUCCGCUGGGCAUUUCCGCCAUUCUGGACACGGAUGCUUGCGACCCAGACUACAAGUUCGCUCUGCUGGUCACCGUGCCAUCAUGUUAUAUCGCCUCGUCGCUGCUCUUCGCCGGCACCGGCGUUCUGGUGCAUCGUCGCUUUGCCUCCGCACCGGUCCGCAGUGGUGAUGGUACCGUUGCGCUCACCGAACACGAUGAGCUAGACCAGCAGACCAGAGCCGGGGAGAGAGCUGGCGAGAACGGAGUGCUGCCAACCACCAGCAGUGACAUCUGAGUACAUGUACGGGCGAUGUCGAACCCGCUUGCCAAUGCUAGUGGUGUAGUGUUUGAGCAGCUCCGUGCGUGUCACCGUGUUGAGCAGCUCCGUGCGUGUCACCGUGUUGAGCAGCUCCGUGCGUGUCACCGUGUUGAGCACGACUGUACAUACUGUAUAUAGAGGGUUUCCUUGGCGUCCGUGUGACCUAUCGCCAGUGCUGUCUGAAUGCGGCUGCUGAUCAUAGUACAGUGUAUGAGCUAGCUCUAGAGCAGC
Molecule: messenger RNA, 2073 nt
Organism: Sycon ciliatum
Lineage: Eukaryota; Metazoa; Porifera; Calcarea; Leucosolenida; Sycettidae
Product: protein spinster homolog 1-like
Exons: 7
Coding region: 136-1818 (560 amino acids)
Biological process (GO): transmembrane transport
Cellular component (GO): membrane
Molecular function (GO): transmembrane transporter activity
Source: RefSeq, a predicted model, not a curated record